UCCACACAUUUUCAUAAAAAUUCUGCCCCGCUUCGAGUUGCAAGUUCGCUAUAACUUUUGUUUUACAAAAUAGUUGUGCAAGCAACAUAUACCGAACGAAGCGGAAAAUAGUGUAGCGUGUUAAUACAUAUAUCUGGUUUUCAGUCAUUUCCAACAAAAAGAGUUAUAAACAAAAACAUACAUUUUUCGUUCCAAGAUGGCGGCGUUUGUUUACAUUUUGUAGGAUACGACGCAGUUUUGAUUCCCAGCCCUGGUAACUACGAGCUAUACAUUAAGCUGGUGUGACUUUUCAAAACUUAAUAUUUAUUCUCGUAAAUUCACGGACAGGACCGAAGUAAAAUUGAAUAUUUCAUUAAUGUGUGUUGUAAUCUAUUCAUAAUUGACAUGUCAAUAAAAGCAGAGCAUUUUGAGACAUAGCCUCGACUACCAUGUUAACGUUGGAGAUAAGAAAUUGAAUACGUGACUGCAUACAUAUAUUACACUGAUAACGAUACUUGUUUUCUAUGAUAGCUAAAAUGGAGGAAAUACGCCAAAAUAUCAAGUGUAAAGAUUUCAUUGGAGUUUUAUAUGGAUUUGUACAUACGGGUAGAAAAACGGAAUCUUACACACGAGAAAGACUUCGUUUACUACAUCAAAAGAUAUACAGAUUGUUGGCAGGUCUUCCACGUUGUCAUGCAAAGUGCAGCUCUCUCCAUAAGUUACAAUUUAACAGAUGGUGUGAAACUUGCUCAAAGUGGAAAAAAGAACUGUCGAGUGUAAAUAGAUCAAGGAAUGUAAAUUGGGAGAAAACGGAAUCAUGGAAAUGGCCUGACUCGUAUGAAAACAUUGUCGAAGUAUUCCUGCCGGGUGACUGGACAAAAAACAAUCCCGCACAGCUUUCAGAUAUAUCAACACAGUGUCAUAUUUGGCUGCAAUGUAGAGAAUUUCACCUGAAUGAAACUAUAGUAAAAAACGUUCGAGCUGCAAGAAACGAAACAUAUCAUAAUAUCAGUUUUGAAGCCAGUGAUAUUGAAAAGGCCAAAGCUUUUGAUGCUUUAAAAGAUUUGAUCAAAGAUAAAGACAUCGCAAACGACAUUAAUGUGAAUGAAUAUUUAAGCAAACUGGAUGAUAUUUAUAUGGAUGAUUUAUUCUCUUCCAUUGACAAAUCUAUACUUGAGGAAAUAACAGCUGUGUAUCAUGAAAAGCAAAUUUCAUUGGAACGCAAAAUUAGUAAAAUAUGUGACCACUUAGAAGCUAUAGAGGAGGAAACCAGAUAUUUUAGUAGGGUGUUAGGCAGACUUGCAUGGAAAAUUCAACCAAACAAUUCGAAGUUUUGGAAAGCAACAUAUUGUUUAACACUUGCACAUUUGUUUGUACUUUUAGGAUGGAAUUAUUUUGUACCGAACCAUGAAUCGUUUACAGGGUAUCAUUCUCAAGGUCUAGACGGAUGUGUCGAUGAAAACUAUAGUUUGCCGUGGAUGCAAGAUUUACCGUUACUAGAGUACGUACGAGACACUAACACUUUAGUUGGGAGAGAGUGGUUGUUUGAAAUAUUAGAUAGAAAACUUUUACAAGACGAAUCAUCUGGAAGCGGAAUAGUCUCUGUUGCAGAAUUCGGGUACGGAAAGUCAGCCAUAGUUUCCCAUUUGCUUUGCGCCAGACAUUGUGAAAAGGGAAGACCUUUGAGGGAACAGAUAGCUGCGUUUCACAUAUGUAAAUACGAUGUUUCUAGCACGCAGUCACCCGAGAGGUUUAUCAGGCGUUUAGUAGGUUUUUUUGCAAUGAGAAUUCCGGAAUACGGCAAUAUUGUUUCCAUGAUGUCCAGUUCCUCUAUUUUAUAUGACAAUGAAAAAUGCGCUAAGGAACAAGAUGCGUGCUUUGACCAGGCGUUUAGAAUUCCAUUUAAAAAUAUGACAUCAGAAUAUUCUACAAAGAUUGUGGUAAUAGACGCUCUUGAUGAAUGUUUUCACUUAACAAAAAACGAAAAUUUUAUUUUGAAUUUGAUAUCGACACGACUACGAUAUUUUCCAAAGUGGGUCAAAUUUCUCAUAACAAGUAGAGACAUAAUGCAACUGAAGUCUUUAAAAAAAUUAGAGAGAUUAAAUCUUUUAGCUAACGAUUCGAACAAUAUUGAAGAUAUCAAAAAGUAUAUUGAAAUAAUUUACAAUGAAAAGUCACGAUUCUUUUAUUCGGAUAUAAAACAGAAAAUAAUGGAAAGUGGUGAAGGCAAUUUCCUUUACAUUGUUCAUGCACUGCAAUAUGUGCAGAGUCCUGAUUUUAAUGGCAAAUUGCCUGAGCUACCAUUUUCAUUGGAGGAUAUAUAUGAACUUAACUUUGAUCGACAAUUUCAAGGAGGUGAUACCUACAGCAUUGCCAGACUUAUUCUCGAAAUUAUUUGUACAAGUUUAACACCACAAAAUAAAAACGAUAUAUAUGACAUACUAAUAAAUAGUGAGGCAAUAAACUUAUCAUAUAUAGAUUUUGAACGGGAAUUUGAACAACUUUCUUACUUUAUAAAGGCCGAAGAUGGCGUUAUUUUACGCCACAAAGCAAUACACAGUUGGUUAGUUAAUUCAGCCUCUAGCAGAUAUAAAGUUUCCCUGACAAAAGGGCAUGAGCUAAUUUCAAAACAUUUACUUAGAACGGUGAAGAACAACGGCACUGGUGAUAUUAUUGCGCUGGUAAUUCAUCUAAGUAGCUCCAAAAGUGUGGCUCUGCGAAAGACAUUUCGUUCAUUUAAUAUGAAUAAAGUUAUGACUUUCAAAGAGAAGGAAGUUUUACACAAUCUUAUAAGUAAGACCGAGUCUGAAGAAGCGCUUGAUUUACUUCUUUUUCACCAUUCCAAAGUUGAUAUAACAGAUGAAAAUGGGGUUAGUCCAGCAUUUCUAGCAGCAGCGAAAGGGCAUCUUAAACAGCUGAAAUUAUUGCUGCGUAAAGGAGCAAACUGUAAUUUUGUAGUGAACCCUUGUAGAAAGUGUAAUACAAAGUUAUUUUUGCGCGAUUUUAAAAAAGAUAUAGAAGAGAUAAAAACAGUUUUCUACUCUGGUUAUGGACUACUUCACAUAGCAGUGCAGCAUAGAUCUACAGACAUUGCAAGAUAUUUAAUUGAAGAGACAAGCAUUUCUUUAAAUCAUGAAAACGUUAUUGGACAGCGACCAAUUGAUAUAACUUGUGAGUUAGGUAAUAUUGAAAUAUUGAAAAUAUUCAUGUCUAGAAAAUCAAAUAUUAUCGACGACAAGUGUUUGUAUUUUGCGACCAGAAAUUCACAUUUAAACAUCGUUAAACAAAUUCUAGACUUAGGAUUUGAACCGAGUUGCAUAUCCAACAAAACUGCUAAAAGAGAAUUAGGUAAAAUAAUGAAACCGUGUAAUUGCGACGAUUCGGAUGAUUUAGACACUUUGAUAAAACCUUUGGACACAUGGUGGAUUGUUUUGCGAGAAACUUCACUUCAUUAUGCGAUUCGGUCUGGUUAUUCACCUAUCGCAGAAUAUAUUGCAAAAAAGACAAAGCGUUUAGUGGAGUGUGUUGAUUCAUAUGGCUAUACACCUUUCUUACUUGCGAUCAAGCAUGGAAGAUACCAGCUAACUAAUGUCAUGAAAGAAAGAGCAAAUAAAGAUAACUGCUCUUCCUCAGCUUCAUUUAUAUCUCAUGAGAUCACCAGCUCAGGUACUAUUAUUCAAGAGAAGGGUGAAGAUAUUUGUCAAGAAGGUACAGUAUUUGCUCAUUUAAUUGCAAAAUAUAACCGAGUUAAAAUGAUUGACAUUUUUGAAAAUGACGUCUCUCUGAAAUGGGAUAUAGCAGAUAGUUCUGGCAAUAAGCCAAUACACUAUGCAGCUAGUCACAGUAGUACGGAUUUUAUCAAGUUCAUGUCCUGGAAAUUUGGAAGGACUGCUUUUGAGGAAGAAUCAAAAAAUAAAUCAACGGCUUAUCAUUCUGCAGCAAUAAGCUGUUCAGAGGUGAGUUUAAGGGCACUUACUAAUGCAUUUAGUGAUGAUAUAAUAGAUUUUAAAGAUAAUGGCAAUAGGAGCGUACUGCAUUAUGCUCUCAUGUGCGAGGCUAAGAAGUGGUCGUACUUUCCUCAAAAUAAUCUAACCCUACCUUGUCAAACAUAUUUACUUAAGCUAACAAAUGUAUCACAUGUUGAUACCAAUGGGCAAAAUUUACUACAUUAUAUUUUGAGGUUUGGGCACGAAAAACUUCUUCAUUAUCUUCAGGUUAAACAUCCGAAGAAGUACAAACAAAUGCUUCAUUCAAAAGAUCGAUUUAAGUUGACUCCAGUCGAAUACACUUUAUAUUAUGCACCAAAUGUUGAGAGUUUGUUCUCAUCUACUGUUUUAAAUCAAUUCAAAAAUGAAAGCGUAAACACGCAGUCAGAGGAAAUACAGCGGUCGUUAAUACCAUGGGAAAAAUGUUUAAUUAACAUUCAAAAAUUAUUUACGCAGGAGGAGACCAACGAACUUCUUUUGCAACACUUCAAUAUCAUUCUUGUUAAAAGUCCGCUUUUGUCGAAAGCCCUUUUGCUGAAUCGUGUUUUUGCGAAUACCUCGCUAAUUGAGGCCGCAAAUAUUAAGUGGCAUAUAAUACGUAGUAUGUUUUUGGCAAAACAGUUCAAUCGUGAGAACAUUCUUAAACAAUCAUUGAAGAUAAUUUCAAAAGACAAUCCCACGCUCCUCUUCAGUUGUGGGCAACCUUUAAAUCGUUCUCCUUUGCAUUAUAUGGCGUUCUCUGCUCCUUGGACUUACGAUGACACGUUGUUUGAUGUUAUUAAUGAUUCCUUUGCUGUAGCAAGGAGCAUUAAGGAUUUGAACUGCAGUACCAGCGAUGGAUUUAACCUUCUUCACUACUCUAUUAUUGGUGGUUUUAUAAACCUAACGGAUUUUUUAAUGGAAAAGAAAUUAUCAGUAGUUACUGAAAAUGUUUCUGUUGUUGAUGUACUUUAUAUGACUGUGUUUGCGAAGUUUAAAUCAGAUAUAUCCAGUGAUAAUUCGGUUACGUAUUCACUCCUUGAUAUAUUUUUAUCAGACUUCAUUAGAAACCGAACAUCGGAUUUAAAGGCAAAUGUCUUCUGUAGUAAUCUUUCCAAGAGUUUGUCUUUAGUGCAUUUCUUCGCAAUUAACGGGAUGGCAAGAACAAUAGAAACAGUAAAGAAUUUAUUUGGAAGUGAAAUAACUCGAUGUCAGAACGUUCAUAAUUUUACUGCAAUGUUUUUUGCCGAAUUGUUUGGCAGAACAUCGGUCGAAACUUCAUUACUAAAUGAAAAGUCUUUCAUUUUCCCUGAGAGAAGUGCUGUAGAAUUUCUUUUACUCAAUAUAUUUAAUAACUUUCCUCAAAUGAGGAAACAGAAUCCUUUCCGUUGCAUUACUUCAAGGGGAAUGAUAACCAUACGUAAUAGAGCACUUAUUAAAAACUAUCAAUGUCUAAAAGGGUUUUAUAAUAUGUAUUUUUUGACUGUUAACGAUUUCUUUAUUCAUAAUCUCUUGUUUGCAAGAGAAGGCUUACACUUAACUGAAAAACUUAUGCUACAGUACAUAGAGAUAAAAAAGUUGUUCUAUGCCUCUUUAAAAAGUGAAAUUAGAUCGAGCUGUAGCAGAUUUACCCGUUGUCUGAGUGAAAUAAUAGAGAUACUUAAUGAACUAAAACUUUGGAGCGGUAUAAGUAAUGGGUAUCUUUCCUGGCAAAGUGAGUAUGAUUUUCUGAAAAAUAUAUACAAUGCAUUAAAAUUACCCUUCGAUAAAAGUAUGAUUUCAUUAGUACAAGAUGGUAUGAACAAUGGUUGUUCAACUUAUAAUUUUCGACAUAUUUGGAAUACAAUGCAAUAUCUGGAAAGAUCUCUUAGGACAGUAGUUCAGAAUGUUCAAGAUAUUACAAUUUUGGUGGCGCUUUUGGACCAAAAAGAUUUUAUAAGAAUUCAAAGUAUGCCAUUUGGGUUUAAUGGUUUACAGCCGCAUUUUCAAGACUUUGUGUGUGGAUAUAGAUUUUCCUUAUGUCAUGGAUGCCCAUUAGGUUUGUUGAAGGGAGCAGUAAAUAACAUAAAUCGUUUUCGGUACCUAAACGUUAUUAAAUCAACUACUACAUACAAACAUAUUGACGGAGUGAGACCUAGAAGUGGUCCAAUUUUUAUGACCAAAUCUGAAGUUACGAAGCUAGAAAAGAAACGGAAAUUCAUAUACAAAAUGAUGCACAAAACAAAGGAAAGACAGAAGUGGCUAUUAGCAAACUUCAAAAGUGAAAGAAAUGGGAUCUGUAAGAGCCAAGCUAGCAAUGAAAGAUAUGAAAAGAGUUUGUUAUAUAAUAUUAGGAUACCAUUGAUUUGAAAUUUCUAAAGUAAAAUGGGAAGUUUUAGAGAAGUUUUAUUUCUAUCUCGUAUUUAGAUUUCUUUUUGUAUAAUACAAGUAAUAACAUUGUAGUUUGUUACGACUAGUGUUUCAUGAGAAUGAUAUACAUUUCGUUAUAUGUUGUCAUAGCAAUCAAACAUAAAUAACUGCAUUUCA
Molecule: messenger RNA, 6470 nt
Organism: Ruditapes philippinarum (Manila clam)
Lineage: Eukaryota; Metazoa; Mollusca; Bivalvia; Venerida; Veneridae
Exons: 3
Coding region: 504-6293 (1929 amino acids)
Molecular function (GO): protein binding
Source: RefSeq, a predicted model, not a curated record